AUGCUCGAUGUUAAUAGGUUGAUCACUACUUUAAACAACUGCCAAGUCCCAAAUGAAAAGGAUCUAUUUCCAUUAUUCGACAAGGCAAUUGAAAUUCUUCAAACAGAAAGCAAUAUCAAAGAAUUAAGGUCCCCGAUUACGGUAUGCGGUGACAUUCAUGGUCAAUUCUUCGACCUUCAAGAACUUUUCAGGGUUGGCGGAGAAUGCCCUGACACAAAUUAUAUCUUUUUAGGAGAUUAUGUCGAUAGAGGUUAUCAUUCUGUAGAAACAUUUCUACUCCUAUUAUGUUUAUUCGUAAAAUAUCCUUACCGCAUGACACUGCUUCGUGGAAACCAUGAAGCAAGACAAACAACUCAAGCGUAUGGUUUUUAUGAUGAAUGUGUCAGAAAAUUCGGAUCAGCAAAUAUAUGGAAAGCGUGCACAAAUUUAUUUGAUUUUCUCCCAAUAGCGGCCCUCAUUGACGGUCAAAUUUUCUGUGUUCAUGGUGGCCUUUCUCCAGAUGUUAAAACUCUCGACGAUAUCAGGCAAAUUGAAAGAAAGAUCGAACCUCCAAACCAAGGAGCAUACUGCGACCUACUUUGGAGCGAUCCCGACAAUAUUGAAGGAUACAGUUCCAGCCCAAGAGGCGCUGGAUAUCUUUUUGGCGGAGAUGUUGUCAGAGCGUUCAAUGAGCAGAACAAGACAACAUUCAUCUGCCGCGCACAUCAACUUAUGAUGGAUGGUUAUAGUUUAAUGUUCAAUGAUACUCUUGCCACCGUUUGGAGUGCUCCAAACUACUGUUAUAGAAGCGGAAAUGUUGCAUCGAUUCUUGAGUUCGAUGAGCAUCUUAAUAGAUCUUUCAAGAUCUUCGAAGCUACACCACCAAAUGAAUGCCAGAACUCAUUACAACCACCUGUUCUUGAAUAUUUCUCAUAA
This is a messenger RNA of Trichomonas vaginalis G3, 915 nucleotides long. RefSeq names its product serine/threonine-protein phosphatase PPA2A-related family. Gene Ontology annotation, cellular component: nucleus; cytoplasm. Gene Ontology annotation, molecular function: protein serine/threonine phosphatase activity. Bases 1 to 915 code for a protein of 304 amino acids. NCBI's taxonomy places the organism in Eukaryota, Parabasalia, Trichomonadida, Trichomonadidae. The transcript has a single exon. The record is from RefSeq and is a predicted model, not a curated record. Gene Ontology annotation, biological process: double-strand break repair via homologous recombination; peptidyl-serine dephosphorylation.